Messenger RNA from Colias croceus (clouded yellow), 1604 nucleotides. RefSeq names its product raffinose invertase-like. Gene Ontology annotation, biological process: carbohydrate metabolic process. Gene Ontology annotation, cellular component: cytoplasm. The coding region runs from base 27 to 1493 and encodes 488 amino acids. The transcript has a single exon. Gene Ontology annotation, molecular function: beta-fructofuranosidase activity. NCBI's taxonomy places the organism in Eukaryota, Metazoa, Arthropoda, Insecta, Lepidoptera, Pieridae. The record is from RefSeq and is a predicted model, not a curated record.
ACAGGUCGCUACUGCGAAGCGACAAAAUGAUAGCUCAAUUAUUCAUAGCAUUCAUUUUUCUUUGUUCCAGAAUCAAUGCAUCGAGCAACUUCUACCCAAGGUACCAUCUCGCUCCACCAAAGGGUUGGAUGAACGACCCUAAUGGCUUUUGCUUCUUCAAUGGCGAAUAUCAUCUCUUCUACCAGUAUAACCCUGAAAGCAGCUACGAACCUGGAAUAGCCCACUGGGGACACGCCAAAAGUGUAGACCUGUUUCAUUGGCAACAUCUCCCGAUCGCAAUGUACCCCGAUCAAUGGUACGACGUAGGAGGAGUAUUUUCUGGAAGUUGUAUUGUGGACGACAAUACAAUGAACCUGUACUAUACAGGAAAUGUUAAUCAUAAAGGUGAAACACCAGAUCAUAAUCAAUACCAGGCACUGGCAACAAGUACGGAUGGAGUCACUGUAACGAAAUUUGAAAUGAAUCCUGUAAUUAAUGGUAGUGAAUAUCAACCAGACCUCCGAGAUCCUAAAGUAUGGAAACAUGGUGAUAAAUAUUACAUGGUAUUAGGCAAUUCAUUCAUAGGCAGCAAUAAUGAAAAACUUGGACGAGCUCUCCUCUGGGUAUCAACUGACAAAAUAAACUGGGAAAUGGCAUCUGUACUGUUGGAAUCGGAUGGUAAACUAGGAUACAUGUUUGAAUGUCCUGAUUUCUUUGAACUAGACGGCUAUCAUGUUUUACUGUUCUCACCGCAAGGCAUAAAACCUGAAGGAGAUAAAUAUAGAAAUUUGUACCAAACAGGUUACGUAAUUGGAAAAUUUGACUAUGAUACUAACGUUUUUACUCCAAUUUAUUCAUUCAAGGAAUUUGACCAUGGUCAUGAUUUGUACGCUACACAAACCACUUUGGAUGAGGAUGGAAACAGAGUAGUUGUUUGCUGGAUGGAUAUGUGGGAUCAAAACUACCCAGAAAUGAAUGAAGGUUUUACUGGACACAUGACCAUCCCGAGAGUAAUCCGACUUACAAAAGACGGAAGGAUUCUUCAGAAACCUGUCAAAUACAUAUCAGAAGCAAGAGGCCGUACGAUUCACUCUGGUAAAACACGAGGUGACAAAGUGAUUGCUUUAGAUGAUAAUACUGGUGAGAUAAUAAUUGAAACGACUAGAAUGCGGGACCUAGAAUUACUGAUAGAAUCAAACUCAAAUGUGGUGAAAAUAAGUUACAACCAGGCAAGGGGUCUUAUCACACUUGACCGAGGCGGUAAUGAUGGAGUGCGUCGUACUAACUGGAAACCUAAAGGCAAAUUGAUUUGGAAGAUCUACAUCGACGGCAGUUCUAUUGAACUAUUCUGUGGUGAGGGUGAGGUUGUCUUUUCAAGCAGAUUCUUCCCCACAGGGCCAGUUAGCGUACGUUUGGGAAGGAGAAGCGAAGCUGACAAUAUGAGAGUUAGUAGCAUGAAACGCACAGUUGAUAUAAAACCCGAAGAUGUUCCAACGGAUGAUGUUCCUAACUAAUCCACUUUAAGAAACCAAAGAUCUUUACUUAUCAUUAUUAUAUUAUUAUGUAUCAUCGUACAGUGAUAGAUAAAUAGUUUUCUUCAUGCCAUAAUAAAUAUUGAAAUUUUA